Messenger RNA from Penicillium antarcticum, 2394 nucleotides. Its product is annotated as pentatricopeptide repeat protein. The coding region runs from base 1 to 2394 and encodes 797 amino acids. The transcript has a single exon. Gene Ontology annotation, molecular function: protein binding. NCBI's taxonomy places the organism in Eukaryota, Fungi, Ascomycota, Eurotiomycetes, Eurotiales, Aspergillaceae. The record is from RefSeq and is a predicted model, not a curated record.
AUGUCUCCGAAGCCUCCCUCUCACACCUCCGUUCGAAGAAUCUGUUCUCGCCGUCCACGUCCGUCCGUCGCGUCAAUAGCAGAUAUUUUUGUCGGCUCGCUAGUUCUAGCAAGCUUUUGCCAUGAGCAUUCGCCGUACCGCCGAGGGAUUGCGACAUUUGCCUGGAGUCCUUCGGAUCGCAAUCUGCAACGGUUUCGAGGCAAAGGGGUGACUAGUCGUGGGCAGUUACCCCGAAGCCAAUCAGAGUAUUCAAGCUCCAGGUUGCCGUUGUCGCAACCCACAAGAUUGAUCAGCCACGGAUUGGCGCGUACGAAUGACGACGAUUUGGCAGAAGCAAAAGAAGGAGGAGGAGAACUAAAUACGAGCUUGCGGGAGGAGACGGAGGAGACGGAGGAAGACAACGAUUAUAUACCCUUAUGGGUGACCGAAACUGCGGACAGGAAACCACAGAAACAACCUCACAGACCGGACUUGAAACGAGGCCACAAUCAUAUACUAAACUCCAAACACGAACCAUUCGAUUCUGGCCUUGAAAUGACGGAAAACGACGGCCUUUUUCUUGAAACACCUACAGCGUAUCUGAGUCCCGACAAAGAGAGAUACUUGUCUACAUUGACGUUGUAUCGGAAAUUACUGGCUGACCAUGAUUGGGAGCAAGCGGCAAAUGCCGUGGCGUCGUAUAAGCGAUUCACCAAAAUGACGGAAGAUGUGUCGCGUGAUGAAACCGAAAGCCAGGCAGUGGCUCAGCUUGUCACCACCUUGUGGCAGGAGCAACGCGCUUCUACUCAAUAUCUUUUUCGAUUAUACAGAGAUCUCCCUGCACCUGGAAUGUCAUUGCUUUCUAAGCGGAGCCGCGGUGCCCUGUUGCGUCGGUUUGCGAAUCCUCCAGACCGGCGAUGGGUAGAUGCUCGUCGCUACUUGGCCUUGAUAGAGGAUAUGGUGCUUUCUGGGCUUCCCGUGUCCCUCUCACUCUGGUCCUCUGCCAUUCACAUGGCUGGCCGAGCGAAUGGCACCGUUUUGAAGAAAGACCUUAUCCGAGCUAUUGGCUUGUGGCAACAGAUGGAACAUGUUGCUGGAGUGCAAGCCGACGAAGUGGUCUUCAACAUUCUAUUUGACAUCGCCAUCAAAGCCAGCCAAUUUUCAGUUGCGCAUCGGCUGGAGGAGGAGAUGGGCAGGCGGGGCAUGGACUUCUCGCGCUGUGGGAAAGUUUCCAAAUUGUACUAUUAUGGCAUGAUUCGGGAUGCAGAGGGCAUUCGAAGGACGUUUGAUGACUUUGUGCAAUCUGGGGAGAUUGUCGACACGGUUGUCAUGAACUGUCUGAUCGCUUCUUUCCUGCAGGCGGGCGAGCGACAAACAGCGGAGCAGCUGUACGCACGCAUGCUAGAAAGGUCAACAAGGCGGCAACGCAACGCCAAUCGAAAUUCUGAAGACGGACUGGUGGUUCGAUCUGUCACUGAGAGCUUGACCUACAACAUGCCGGAAUAUCGACAAAAAACCCGAAAACUAGGUCGUGUGUUGAAGAAGUCCAAAGCUCUCAAGCGGCAGUUUCCCGAAUAUCAUCGUGCUCUCCAGAAUUCUCUCUCUCUGUCACCUGAUACCCGGACUUUUUACACCUUUCUACGAUACCACGCCUACACAUCUGGCCAGCUGGACUGUUUCAUGGCUGUUGUAGGUGACCUAGAAAAUGCCUUCAAUGUGCCCCCACGGGGCAUCAUCUAUCUCUUUCUCUUUGAAGGUUUCGCCAUCCAUGGUCGGAGGAAAAAGCAAUGGACUCCAGAAAACCUUCGGUUGACCUGGCACGCAUACAUCCGGGCUCUACACGAUUCGAAUGCAAGACUUCGCGGGCUAUACCUGAAUAGUCCCAAGAAUGUUUGGGAGAACCCACUUGCCCAAACUGUUAAUAUUGACCUGGAUGCAGAGCUGCCAGUGAGCGAUUCUCCCGAUGGGCUAUACAUGUCUCUGCCAUCAACAGACGGAGAGUCCAGCGCCACGGAGCAGCCAGAGGAACACGAGAAAAACGCCGAACCAUCCACCACACAAGACCUCGAUCCCGAGAGUCUCGAACCACACGGUCCAGAGUCUCUCUCAGAUGAAGAAGACGAUUUCAUGUCUCAAGACGAAAUCGACGAGGUGUUUAGGCCUCGCUCUUAUUCUGAGUCUGAUAGAGGUCAGUACGUCGAUCGACGCGUUGAGAACGGUGUUUUCAUUGGACGCCGCAUGAUCACCAUUAUCCUUAGAGCGUUUGGAACAUGUUGUGGCCCCAAAGAGGUUCUGGAUGUUUGGUUCCAACUCGAUCGGCUUUGGCAUCCUCAGCAUCGCAGGGCAAUUGACGUCCUGGCCAUCAAGGAAGAACUUGAUAAACAGAUGUCAAGGAACCCACGCCGGAAGGACUGA